Molecule: messenger RNA, 1392 nt
Organism: Alternaria arbusti
Lineage: Eukaryota; Fungi; Ascomycota; Dothideomycetes; Pleosporales; Pleosporaceae
Exons: 6
Coding region: 1-1392 (463 amino acids)
Biological process (GO): biosynthetic process
Molecular function (GO): pyridoxal phosphate binding; L-2-aminoadipate:2-oxoglutarate transaminase activity
Source: RefSeq, a predicted model, not a curated record
AUGGGCGGCGGCCAAACUAUCGCGGACCAGAUACUCAAGACGUUCGCCCUACCGGACGUCGUCGGCUCCAAGACUAGCUCCAAGAAGCUGAUCAAUUUGCUGAGAGGGCACAAGAAGCCCAUUGCGUACCCGGCCAUGUGCUAUGGACCCGAUUCGGGUGACCCGCGGCUGAAGAACAACAUCGCGCAAUGGCUCACGACGUUCUAUAAGCCCGCGGACCCGGUAUCCGAAGACCGCAUAUGCAUCUCUGGUGGGGCAUCCCAGAAUCUAGCUUGCCUGCUUCAGGACUUUACAGAUCCGGUGUAUACGCGGAAUGUGUGGAUCGUUGCUCCGGCGUAUAUGCUUGCUUUCCGUAUAUUCGAGGAUGCUGGGUUCCACAAAAAGCUGAGGGCCGUGCCUGAGGACGAGGAGGGGAUUGAUAUCGCGUAUCUGAGGAGUCAGAUUAAGUUGAGUGAAGAGAAGGCGAGAUCUGAGAGUAAUAAUGAGCCGCAAUUCAAACCUCCAAGGCCUUCAAAUAAGAUCUACAAACAUGUCAUCUACGCGGUUCCAGGCUUCUCAAAUCCUAGCUCCAAGACUAUGAGUCUAAAGCGUAGAGAGGAGUUGGUACGUUUGGCGCGAGAGUACGAUGCCCUUAUCAUUACAGACGACGUAUAUGACUUCCUGCAAUGGCCGUCAAGUCUCAGUCCUAGUACGCUGUCCAUUGAGAAAGCCGGUUUGCCCCGGAUUGUCGACAUCGACAGAUACCUGGACGGCGGCGCCGAAAGACAAGGCGCAGAUGGCUUCGGCAAUGCAGUCUCGAAUGGAUCGUUUUCCAAGAUCUUCGGCCCUGGCUUGCGGACGGGAUGGUGUGAAGGAACGCCCAAGAUGGCGUAUGGUGUUUCGCAAACAGGAUCCAGCCGUUCGGGCGGAGCACCCAGCCAGCUGACAGCCUGCUUUGUGGCCGAGACACUGGAAACAGGAGAGCUCCAACGCUACGUGUACGACAGACUCCAGCCAACCUACGGUAACCGGUACCGCCGAAUGGUGGAAGCCAUCAACAAACACCUCAUCCCACUGGGAGUCGGCAUCCCCCAAACCGAUCGCGAGGUCGUCGGCGGCUACUUCAUCUGGCUGACGUUGCCAUCGCCGCUAAAAGGCGCAGUGGUAGCACAGCGCGCAAAGGAAGAAGAGAACCUAGCCGUCGCACAGGUACCCGGCGACACCGGCCAUGAAGGCACGUCAUUCAGCAACGACAUCAGGGUUUGUUUUGCGUGGGAAGAGGAAGACAUGCUUGCCGAGGGCAUUGAAAGACUCGCCACAGUCAUUAACCGCAUGUUAAAGGAAGAGGCCAAUGGAGGACAGGCAACUCAGAGGGAGGCUGCUCAAGAAGAAGACGCGAAGGGUCUGUGGUGA